GUCAAUGUUGACGUAUAUAUAUAAAUAUGUAUGCGAUCAAUAAUUUGGCAAUCGAACUGAGUGCGAUCUGGGAAGACGUAGUGCGCUGCUUUAAAGGGACGUUGGGGCGUAUGCGCAACAUUGAAACAAUUGCGAAUUUGAUUGCCGCCACAGAGCGCAGUAUCGGAGAACACCUGCGUCGGAGAGAACUCAAUUGCGUUUAUGGACGACAGCGCGAACGCAAAUUUGGCGUUCGAUAUAAAAAUGAUUGCUGACAUCUCUAUUAAAAACAGUCGGCAUUAAGUAUUUGAAUACACUAAUUGGGCACACAUAAAACGAAAUUUAAACGGAGAGCGUGCUACGAAAGCAAAAAGCGAAGCAGGAAAAACCUUUAAAGGACUUCACUAAAAACUAGCAUUCUAGAUUAAUAUUAACAAAUUGUUUUGCAAAAUGCUAAAUCUUGGAUAUACGACAUUACACCAUUUCUUACUUGUAGCCGCAGUGCUGAGUGGCGUCACACAUGCACGUCAGCUGCGCAGUAACCGCUUGUCGGCACGUAUUGAGCAGGCAGAUAGUGGCGAUAUCGAGGUGGCUGUGGUAGAGGAAGUUUAUCCAACUCCAUAUCCGGCUGCUGGUUAUAGGCCUGGCCGUGCAUUCAACCUACCCGGCGAAGAUGAAAGCCUUGCAGAUGACGAGCAAACAGAAGGCGCUGGUGUAGCUGGCACAACAACCGUAUUGCCCGCGAACGAGUACACCACUACGGAGGUGGCCGUUGCAGCUGAGACCACCACACCAUACAACUGGGUACCCGCUGAACUGGCGAACGAUGAUGCCGCCAAGCAAGGGCGCGCAGCUAAAGCACCCUAUCCACCUGCUGGAUGGCGUCCAAGCCGCGCCUUUUUGUUACCCACUGAAAUAAAAGCCGCACAAGAAGCGGAUUCCGCUGUCGCUGAAGAAGCACCUGUUCCAAACGAUAAGGAUAUUGUGUAUGCGUACGAAACCAGCACUGCAACGCCGCUUGCGCCCUUCACAACGGAACUGCCUAUUAUUGAAACAGUAAACGAAGUGAACGCUGUGAAUGCUGCAGAGGAGACUGCUGCACCAACUGUUUCCAAAGCAGAUAAAGCACCGUAUCCACCAUCAGGUUGGCGUCCAAGUCGUGCUUUUCUAUUGCCCACAGAGAUCGCAGCCGCCAAUCAGGACUCAACCAUUGCUGUGAAUGAGCCUGAGGAUCCAGUGUCGCCAGCCGACAAGGCUGGUCAUCCUGCUUGUGGUGUAAGUGACAAUCCGGUAGCGCCAAAGCCAGAGGAAGGCGCCAAAGAGAAUCCGGAUGCGGAACGUGUCUAUGUCAAAGCGAACUUGGAGCCAGCCGUAGUGAAAUCGCCAUUGACAUUGCCUAUAUUGCUGCGUUCACAACGUUUAAUCACACCGCCGAUUUAUGUGCCGGCUGGUCGCUCCUUCGCCUACUCCGCCAGUGUGCAGAGCUGGCGCUAAGCAGUAUAUUUGUUUAGUAUUCAGUGAAAAUGUGUUUGAAGAAAGCAUAUAGGAUUCUUAUUAUUUUUAAGGCUGAUCGUUUUUUAUAUACUUUAUUUGUUUUUAUAUAAUUUUUUAGAAAAUAAAAUUUUUAAUAAAAAUUACACCAACAUGUAUA
Molecule: messenger RNA, 1630 nt
Organism: Bactrocera oleae (olive fruit fly)
Lineage: Eukaryota; Metazoa; Arthropoda; Insecta; Diptera; Tephritidae
Source: RefSeq, a predicted model, not a curated record